This is a messenger RNA of Aphanomyces astaci, 1573 nucleotides long. RefSeq lists its product as hypothetical. The coding region runs from base 131 to 1519 and encodes 462 amino acids. Gene Ontology annotation, molecular function: hydrolase activity, hydrolyzing O-glycosyl compounds. The transcript is spliced from 2 exons. The record is from RefSeq and is a predicted model, not a curated record. Lineage: Eukaryota; Oomycota; Saprolegniomycetes; Saprolegniales; Verrucalvaceae.
CACUACGCCUGCACCCAUUGCCACUACACCUGCACCCAUUUCCACUACCACUACAUCCAUUGUCACUACAACGACAGCCAACCCCCCAAUUCCGACCACGGAAACACCACUAACCGCCCAAACCAUUUCGAUGACAACAACGUUGGCUCCAACUACCCCCAUCACCCCUACAACUACACCACGGGAUACCAUCAACUACACGAUGGGAAUGAUUCGAGACGGAGUGAUUCGUCCAGUGGACCAAGACUCGAACCCGACUGCAUAUGCUGAUCAAGGCUGUUACCUCCCCAAUUACGUCUCAAAGAACGGAAAAAUGUACAUCGUCACCAACACCAACCAAGAGAUUCCGAUUGCGAUCAAAGGGAUCAACUGGUUUGGUAUGGAGACGGAGAACGCCAUUCCAUUUGGCUUGUGGACCAACGACCAGAACGGCACAACGUUGUUCGAGCUCGCGUCGUUCCUAAGUCGCAACCAGUUCAACAGCGUCCGGCUACCGCUCACAGUAUCGUCCAUCUUGAAUAACACAGCUCCUAACCGAGGCAUGGUCCAUGAAUACGCCAACGCUGCGCUGGACCUGACCAACUACACGAGCGCUAUUGGCACCCUCGUCCAGGGGCUGGGCCAUCAUGGCAUCUCGGUGCUACUGGACCUGCACAACUUGAGCCCUUCGGAUCGAGGCGCUUCGUGGUUUAGCAACUCUGUCACAGAAGCCGACACGUUGCGCGCCGUGGAAACGCUCGCAGCAACGUUUUGCCACGACAAAUACUGGAACAUCCUUGGCCUGGACUUGAAAAACGAACCCACGGAAGUGACGUGGGGCGACAACGGGCCAAACGAUUUCCGACGAGGCGCGACCACCCUGGCCAAUCAAAUGUUGCGAAACUGCUCGAAUUGGCUUGCAUUUGUUGAAGGCAACUCGGCCAAAAUCCAAAGCGGAAUGUAUGGAGGUCAACAGACGUGGUUCAUGGAUUGGUGGGGCGGCGGCAUGCGUGAAAUUGGAACCAACCCAUUGACUUUGAACACCGCCCACAAGGUUGUGUACGCGCCGCACUACUACUCGCCGUCAGUGUACCCUCAAGCCUACCUCGUGCAAGGCGGAAAGCGCGAGGGAGAUAUCUUGACUGGCUACAGGGAAUGGGACGAUGCGACGCUGGAGCAAAUCGUAGCCGACUCGUCCGAAGACAUGUUUGGGUACCUCCGGUCCACGCAAGAUGGAGCGUUGGUACUGGGCGAGUUUGGCGGGCUGUUCACCCAAGACACCCACGUGAACAAAACCAACCAGCGCGUGACGCAAAACGUCAUCAAAAUGGUGGCUUCCCAGCCGGGGUAUGCUGGCGGGUACGUGUGGUCGUUGAACCCUGAGAGCGGCUACGAGUACAGCGCAUCUGGCACCAAGGGGUACUUUAUGGAAGGUCUGCUGACUCUCGACUGGGUGCAUGUCAAUACCCCCCUGCUCCAAGCAUUGGAAGGCAUGAACAGUCUCAACAACCUCACGCCUCUUCCGUGCUUGAACAUGUAGAUACCCAACAGAAUAUUAUUUUAACAAUUAACUGUACUGUAAACGACACACGUG